UAGAAGUCAUUUUAUUGUUGUUUCAGAUUGCAGGGUUAGCAAACACAUAUUAUCAUUAUGGUGAUAUUAAUAUAGCAUAACAAUGAUCCAUUAUUCAAAGUUUCCAUUAUUUUAAGUUUAAACAAAUAGGAUCAGAUGAGUUUUUAAACAGGUCUAAAGUAGAUAGAAAAACAAAUUGCAAACCACACGGACAUGGCGACAGUAAACUCCCACUACUGCAAAUAUACAGUACGUUUUGUGAAAAUGCCCUAAAGACCGCUUGAUGACUGACAGGGAAUGUAUCCAAUCAUUGCCUUCCAAAGUCACAAGGCCAGAGCGAAAGGCAGCGGAGUGUGCCGACAACAGGGGAACGAUCCGCGGACAAACGAUGUUUUUCGUGCACCGAAAUGUUUCUCUGCCAGAAGGUUCACGAUUUCAAAGCGUACUGUUCAAUCAGUGCAUUAUUCACUUAAAGACGGAACGGAGAGUGCAUUGUUGAUUUUGCGGAGCUUUGUGACUACCUCACGAGGGAUUGUCCAACGACAGUAGAUGAGAGGCUCCCUCCCUGUUGUCCUGACAUCACAGAACAUCAUAGUGAGAGACCUGAGGAAAGAGGCUAGCUACUUUACAAAUCAUUGUUACUGGUUCAAGCCCUAAAACUCACAACACACUGUUUGCUCACAAACAGACUUCAAAGUCUUAAAUUCAACCAUUGAGGCACACUUGUAUCAGGAUCGUAACACAGAGAUAUAACUCAGGACAGGAUACUUUUUCUCAUUCAUUGAAUUGUGCUGACUGACACACACACACACACACACACACAACACGGUCCUACAAAAACCGCCUUGUAGUAGUCAUGGAUGACCAGCAGGAGGACCCAGAGGGCAUGUACGACGUGCAGCACCAGUACAUGUGCAGCGAGUGCCACCAGCUCUUCAACACCCUAGAAGAAGUGCUGAUGCACCAGCAGAUCCACACAGGGCAGGAGGGAGAAGAGGGGGAGGCUGGGGAGGCCAUGGCCAUCCAGGGCAUCUCAGAGUACGGGGACAGCCAGUACCAGUGCCUGGAGUGUGGUGCCCUCCUCAGGAACCCAGAUGAACUGCUACUGCACCAGGAGCUGCACAUGAGAGAGGCAGGGUUGGAGACAGAGGACCAUGAACUGUGUGAGGUGUUGGAGACAGACGAGGCAGGGACAGAGGGCCAGGUGUCGGGGCCUGUCCAGUACCAGUGUCUAGACUGCCUGGCCCUGUUUGACUCUCCAGAGGUGUGGCUGGCCCACAGACAGACCCACAGCAAGAGUAGCACGCACAGUGCCACAGAGACUGAGUAUGUGUUGCAGCCCGAUGGUACUGUGACACCCUUGGUCAGUGUUCAGAACUUUGUCUUGAGUGAACAACAAGCUGGGGAGAUCUUAGCACAGGUCCUGGCCCAACAACAACAGCAGCAUCAGUCUACCCCCCAGCCCUCGACCCCCUCCCGGACCACCUUCCUACCCCCCGUCUCCCCCCUUCCCGGCUCGGCCACCAUGCGUCUCCAGAUCUGCAGUGCCCAGGCCCUGGCCGAUGGCUCCAGUACCCCCGGCCUACGGCGCGCCAAGCUGCUGCCCCCUCUGCUCACUCCUCUAGGGGUGGGCUCGGUAGGAAAGCUGGGGGUCCCGGAGAACGGCCUCCAGAGACUGGAGGUGGUGCUGUCUGCUGUCCGGGAGGAGAAAGAGCAGCAGGGGGAGGUGGUGAUCUUCCACCCCUAUGAGUGCUCUGAGUGUGCCCUCCUCUUCCAGACCCCAGAGGACUUCCUGCAACACCAGGGGGAGCACUUCCUGGCCCAGGAGAAGGAGAGCGGUGAGGACGGGGUGAUGAUGGGAUACGAGGAGGACAGAGGGAGGGAGGAGGAGAGAGAGGAGGAGAAUGGGGGGAGGGUGGCAGAGGAGAGGGGGAAGGGAACGGGGAGACGCGCCCUGGCUAAAAGAUCUAGAAACACACCCCUAUGCCUGCACUGCAGCCAAUGCCAGCGUACCUUCACGUCAGCCAAUCGGCUGGCGGCACACAGGCGCGUACACGAGCAUGGGACAUACGAGUGCCGGGAGUGCGACAAGGUGUUUAAGAAGGCGAUGUCACUGCAGACACACAUGCGCUCUCACUCCGGGGAGGCUCGGUAUCUGUGUGUGGACUGUGGUCACGGCUUCAACACAGAGAUGACCCUCAUCAUACACAGGAAGUCUCACACAGCAGAGCCGCUCCACAGGUGUGAACACUGUGCCAAGACCUUCACCAAUAUGACCAAGUUCCUGUACCACCGUAGAACACACACCAAAACAGCCACCACUACACCUACCCCUGUCGUCCUGGUCCCAGCGGCCCCCAGGAGGAUGUCCCUGUCAGCCCUGUCCAUCCUUCAGAGAGCCCGGGCCCUGAGGGAGAGGGGUGAGGGCAGCCCCAUGGAGGGGGACGAGGAGAACCUGAUGGCCCCCCUUACUGAGGCUGAGAUGGAGAUAGGCGAGUCGGGGGAGGACACUGCCUCCAGCUCUCUGAGCAGGGCAGAGGGAGGAAAGGAGAACAGGGUGGAUGUGGAGGGGACACCAGGGGGCAGUGGAGAGUCCCAACCGGGAGAACAUACUGCUGAUCCUGGUUCCUCUACUGACCCUAACCCCUCUGGUCCAGCUGGACCCCGGGGAGCGUUCCCCUGCCCCUCCUGCCCUCAGGCUUUCCCAUCUCUGCUCCGCCUGGUCAAACACCGCCAUACGGCCCACGUCUCCGAGCGACACUUCAAGUGCUCCGUGUGCACCAAGACCUUCAAGAAGCAGAUGCACCUACGCAACCACCUGCGCACACACACCGGCGAGCGGCCCUUCCAGUGCUCAGACUGCGGCAAGACCUUCUCGUCCCUGGCCAACCUGUCUCGCCACAACCUCACCCACUCUGGCGUGCGCCCCUACCGCUGCGACAUCUGCCACCGGACAUUCACCCAGUCAUCCAACCUCCGGCAGCACCGCCUACUCCAUGCCAACCUCCCUCCCUGUCCCUGCCCGGACUGCCCCGCCACCUUCGUACGGCCGGCCAAGCUAGCCGCCCACCGCUACACUGUUCACCCGGGGGCCCCGGCCCCGUUCUCCUGCCCCCAAUGCCAGGCUGGUUUCCUGCACAGGAGGAAGAGAGACCGCCACUGUCAGGAGGUCCACCCCACUGAGGCCCAGGAAGACAGAGAGGGAGGGUUAGAGAGCCAGCCCCAAGUGUGCCCUGACGGGGAGCUCCUCUCAGAGCCCUCCACCUCAGAAGACACCGGGACCACCAGCAUCAUGAGAGGGGGCCUGGACUGCACUGUGUGUGGGAAGAAGCUCAACUCUGCAGCCAACUGGCGUCUGCAUCAGCUGAGCCACGGCCUGGUUCCUGGUCGGUCCUGUGGUGGUGCAGUGGCCAGGGGUAAAUCUCACCAGUGCCUAACCUGCGGUAAGCUGUUUGUCUCCUCCUCUGGUGUGACCUUGCAUCAGCGCAUCCACACAGGAGAGCGCCCCUUCCCCUGCAACCUGUGUGGCAAGCGCUUCCGGCAGAACACGCACCUGCGAGAGCACCUGCGCACGCACACAGGGGAGCGGCCGUUCCGCUGCGAAAUAUGUGACAAGGGCUUUGUCCAGAGCAUGCACCUGGCGGAGCACCGGCGUACGCACACAGGGGAGCGCCCCCACGCCUGUCUGGUGUGUGGCAAGGCCUUCAAGUCCUUCUCCAACCUGCGGAACCACAGGAAGACCCACGCACGGCAGGAAGAGGUGGCUGCAGCACAGGUUGCCAUGGAGACCAGCGCCGCCGUGGCACUAGUGGAGGCAUCCCAGGUGGAACUGGCCAAUGGGCAGCCUCAGCUGAUCCACAUACAGACGUCGACCCUACAGCAGACCCAGGGUACUCCCACCAUCAUGUGUAAUGAGUUUGGGGAGACCAUCGCCAUCAUAGAGACCAGUGAGGGAGGAACCCUACCCCUGGCUGAGGCUAUAGAGAUCUACCACACAGCCCUGGAGAACAGUCUGGGGAUGGACUCCAUCUCUGUAGACAGUCUACAGCUCAUCUAACAGUCUGGGGAUGGACUUCGUCUCUGUAGACAGUCUACAGCUCAUCUAAAGGCCAGACAGAGACAACUCAGAACCAUGACCGGAUCAUCAGAUAACCCUCACAGAACCCUCACACGACGAUCUAGAUAUUCUGAGGGUCAAAGAGACACGACUCAGAACUAUCACAGAACUGUCAUAGAACCAUCAAACAAGCCUCAAAGAUGUAUCUACAGCUACUGAGAGCCAGUGAGAGGCUCAACUAUCAGAGAACCAUGACAGAACUACCUGUGUGGGCUGUGGGACUGUACUGUCUCUUGACUGGCAGAGAACAUGUUUUACUGUUAUCCUAUUGGGGUGAAUGUAUGGGGAGCAGUAGAAGAUUAAACUGUGAUCUAGUGAAGUACAGCAGUGUAGGAACACUGGUCUGGUUGUCAUUGUAUAAAAACAAUUGUCUACGAUUGCAGCAGGCAGGACGACAGGUGUUCAUUCACUCCUCCAGACCAAAUGUGUUACGAUCUCAUUUGGUCUGGAGGAGGAGGAGUGGUGGUGGUGGAGAGGUUGUUGUGACAGACGUGAAUCGAGGGCCAUUUCCUGUGUUUGUCAUGUUCUUGACUGCCCAUGGAUGUUCAUUCAGUGAUUAAUGAUUAAAUGAUAUUUGAUAAUA
Molecule: messenger RNA, 4679 nt
Organism: Oncorhynchus tshawytscha (Chinook salmon)
Lineage: Eukaryota; Metazoa; Chordata; Actinopteri; Salmoniformes; Salmonidae
Gene: znf526
Product: zinc finger protein 526
Exons: 8
Coding region: 836-4036 (1066 amino acids)
Biological process (GO): regulation of transcription by RNA polymerase II
Cellular component (GO): nucleus
Molecular function (GO): RNA polymerase II transcription regulatory region sequence-specific DNA binding; DNA-binding transcription factor activity, RNA polymerase II-specific
Source: RefSeq, a predicted model, not a curated record